CUUCCGUCCAGUUGAAUUCGAGCACCUCCAAAACAGCCCAAUGGACUUCUUUAAAGUCGGUGUAGUUGCUACACAAUGACGUCUUGCCUAUAGACACCCUGCGCGUUUCUACUUAUUUGCUUGUGGUGCCUCCUGUGCCUGCAGUCUUUAGCGCAACCCUGGUUCUCUGUGCGAGCUUCGCAACCUGCGAUAUAGACCAAGCCUUUCAACUGUGUCCCUGCGAUAUGUUUGCUCUUCAUUAAAACCCGUCCGAUCUGCGCCCAAUCAAAUACGGAGAUUGCGUCUCGGUCAACUAAUAGGCCAAUUUAUCCUUGCAAUCCCGUGUCUUUGUGCACCGAAACCUCCGCUGCAGCACUAUACAAGUCGGGCGGCUGGCUGCUGCAAGGCGUCCUGAGACCCGGCGAACCAGUCCCAAUCUCUAGACACUGCGCGAGGUGCAUUGCCGACCCACGACGACAGCCGCGUGUAACGCCCGGCCGCUUUCAAAAUGGAUCAGGCUCUGGGUUUAGGCCUCAACGGCGUCAACCUCGCCAUCACACACCAGGACAAGGUUAUCGACCCUAUCCACCGCAGAUACAAGAAAAUUCGUGGCCAAGUUCCUCAACCAGAUCCCGAUCUCUACGACAGAAGGACAAUGGAAGAGAAGGGCCUCGUCCUGCGCCGUCGGCGGGAUGUUGCCUCGGACGAAGAGAUCGUGGAAGUGGUGAGGCACAAAGGGGACGUUCUACCCCGUCGGCCUGGUCGGUCUGGUCAACGACAGAGAGCCAGCUCCAUGCACACUGGUCGAGAUAUCGGUGCAGGUGCGGCCGCGGGUGCAGGUGCAGGUGCGCUUGUUGCCCACCGCGACCGAGAUCGUGAUAGAGACAAUUACUAUGACUCCGAAGGCUCGGUACCUCCACGAUCGCGCGUGCGAGCAAAGUCCUCCUCUGGUCGCUCCCGCCGCCGUCGAAGCUCCUCAAGCUCCUCUUCGUCCUCGCUGCUCUCUUCCACCGAGGAAGAGAAGAACAUUCGCAAGAUGCAACGCAAAAAAUGGCUCACAGCCGCCCUAGCAAGCGUGGCCACAAUCCACGCCGCCUCAAAGGUCUAUUCUUCUAUCGAGUCGCACGAUAAGCGAAUGGAAAAAGUCCGCGAGGGCAAAAUGUCUCCAGAGGAAGCUCACAAACAACAACGCGCCUCCCGCUGGCAAGAUGCUGCCGCCAUUGGAAUCGCCGCAUUGGGUCUCAAAGGUGCGGUGAGCGAGUGGAAUGAACUGUCCGAGGAGCACAAUCAACACAAGGAGCUUCUCUCUGCGAAAGAAGAGCACCACAGAAAGCGUAUGGAGCGCGAGAGACGCAAGCGGGCAAGGGAACGGGGAGGAUACUACAAGGGACGAGACGGCAAUUGGUACUACGACGGCCCUGAGCCACAAAACAGUGAAAGUUACCGUGGAAGCCAUUCUAGUGGCAGGCCAGCGGGCCAUUACGACGAUGACCGAGCCAUCAGAGACUCGAAUCGAGCGAGAAAGAUGUACGAAGAAGAUGGGGAUUUCGACGAUUACGAUAGCAGGAGAUCCAGGUCUCGACGUGCGGAGUCUAGAAGCCCGUCCAAAUCGGCGGACCCUAUGAAGAAGUACAGGAAGAAGCCAGAAAAGACUCGUACAACCGUGGGAAAUUUCGGCGCGGACCUGGUUGAGGACAUCAUGGGUGUCUGAGGAGAGCUGGUCAGACCUGAAAGCAGCAUGUCGAGAAGUUGGGUGAGCACAUCUGUUCGUGGAUUAAGCGUGGCAUUUGCAAAGCACCACAUUGCAACCAAAUUUCGGGCUCAGAAUGACACAUCAAGAGAUUCCGAGCGAAAGGAAAACAGGGUAUCAGUUGGAGGAAAUCUUGAAGUGGUUCGUUCCCGCGUGCCCCUUAGCGAUAUGAUAGGGUUGAGUCGCGCAUAGACAUUUUCGAAUACUAGUCACAAGAGUCGGGAUAUGACAAUGUUGGGAAUCGGGUUACGAUUUGGAUGAGGCCAUGAGACAUGAAUGAUGAUACGGCGCAAUAGAUUGAUUGUCAUUGGUUUAUGUUUUCUUGUCUUGAUCUCUCUGACCGCGUUGGAGCUGGUAGGCAUGUGUUUUCGGUUGACGCAAAACCUGCGAACCAGGCUGGUCAAACGCUGGAAUUAGGGAUGAUGUCCAGGAUGUUCUAUCGUCAGCAAAGAUUUCUA
This is a messenger RNA of Cladophialophora immunda, 2187 nucleotides long. RefSeq lists its product as uncharacterized. Lineage: Eukaryota; Fungi; Ascomycota; Eurotiomycetes; Chaetothyriales; Herpotrichiellaceae. Bases 488 to 1690 code for a protein of 400 amino acids. The record is from RefSeq and is a predicted model, not a curated record. The transcript has 2 exons.